AUGGAAUUUCCCUAUAAAAAGCGGCAGAGAAUACCAGCAUCAUGCUCAGUCUGUAGAAAGCGGAAGUCAAAGUGUGAUAGAAUAAAACCAGUUUGUGGAUCAUGUAAAAAGAAGUCGAUUGCACAUCUUUGCUACUACGAAUCUGAUAAAGUUGAAUUAAGUCCUAAUGAUAUGAAUUAUGGGGGAAUAGGGCCUAUAAAAAGAAAUUCUCCUGGUGAGCCUCCGCAAAUUGGACAUCCAUUCCCGGAUACGAAUGGUAUACAAGGGCUAUAUAAAUAUGGACCCAAUGGCAAACCCGUUAAUAGUGAAGGAUUCAUUCCACCAAUACUGCCGUAUGGUGUCUCUGGUAAUGUACCAAAUGUGUCAGACCGGAUGUAUGCUGUGGGAAAUGCUCCUCAAAUGAACCCUCAACAUCAUAAUAAUCAACAAAAACCUCAAAGUCAACCGAAUCUUCCAGGUCAACAUCAAGUGCACCAAACUGCUCAUCAACCACAUCAACCACAUCAACCAUUCACUCAGAACCACACGAGCCCAAUUAAUCAAGGAAUGCAACCACCACCACAACCAUUACAGCAGCAGAUACCUCAACAACACCUGCAGCAGCAAUUUCCUAGACAAAACCUGAUUGAUCGUCCAAUACCAAAUUACAAUGUACCUCAUCAGUUCUAUCAAAAUAAUGGGGGUUCAUCAUCACUACCUUUCCCUAGUGGCAAUUUUGAUACAGCAAACAGCGUCCAUACAAGUAGACCAAGUGUGGAUAGUAAUAUGGAACAACAACUGGAGCCUGGUGCUUCCACUCCAAAUUUAGUUGAAAUUUCUAUUGGUCCAAAUUCAACAUUACAAGUUGAUCCAAAUGAUCGAAUUGAUGUCUUUUCUAAUGCUAGUUUUUCCUUUCUGGUUGAAGGGCCUUUGUUACAGCAGCAAGGUCCAUUAUCUUAUAUUGGAUUGACUAAGAGUGAUCCGUUUUUGAAGUUUAUCCGAAACUAUGCCAUUACAUUAUUCAAAUCCGGCAGUAUGUCACAAUUUAUAGAAAGUAAGUCAAUGAAACGGAGAAAAAAAAAGAACACUAGUGCAAGAUCACCCGGUGCUAAGAAUUCAAAGAAAACAGAUGGAUUUAAAGCCAAAUUUGACACACCUGUUUCUAUUAAUUCCGAUUCAUUACAAGAGAAUGUAAAAUCGCAAAAAGUUGGAGACACGAACCCCGUUAAAUUAGAUGGGGUUGACAAAAACUACACUAAUACUAAUGACGAUGCGGAAGAAAAGAAUAAGGAUGAACAAACAAUAGAAGAGGAAGAAGGUGAAGAUGGUGCGGAAGAAUCGGAUGUGGUGGUUGAAGAUGGUCUCAUAGUUACUAAAAUUAAGGUAAAGGAAGCAUAUACGAAUGCUUCAGAAGAUAACGAAAAAACACAUAGGAUACCACAAGUAUUACCUGGCUUAAAAUCAUUAUACCAAAGUAAUGAAAUAAAGCAGGAUUAUUUCGAGCUUACAGGUGAAGCUAUAGUUGGGAUUUUACCGGAGAAAAAGAAUAUGUUCAUGCUUUUUUGCAGAUUUUUUAAGUACGUCUACCCAUUUAUCCCUAUUGUGGACGAAAGCAGUUUGAUUAUUGAUAUAAACCAUGUGUUACCUGAAAGGUUUCCUACAUUGAAAGCUGAAGAACGUUACAAAAAAAUUGAAAUAAAAAAUCAGAACGAUUUGGUUAUUUUAGGAAUUGUCUUACUAGUCAUUCGAUUGGGAUAUAUGAGUUUGAUUCAUAAUGACGAAACAAAUAAUGGAUUAAAUGAAGACGAAAGAAGCAUGAUCGCUGAUAUGCAAAGAAUUAACCCUCAAGAAUACAUUAAUGUUGUCAAUCUCUGCAUUCCGGAGGAACAAACUUCUCAAAAGAGCUCGUUCAAGUUAAUGCAGUGUUUGACUCUCAUGUAUUUUUAUAGACUGGUGACUCCAGAUGAUUGUCUCGGUUUAGGUGGGACUGAUUCCCAAAUCCUUUUUGGAACCAUAAUGAAACACGCUUUUGCAAUUGGAUUAAACAGAGAUCCCACUAAAUAUGUCGCCCAUGAGAAUAUCAGUCAAAAUGUUCUGUUAACUAAGUCAUGGAGGGCUCUAUGGCAUUACCUAGUGUCUUAUGAUGCCAUGAAUGCGAUACAUUCAGGAACCGUUUUGAAUGUUCAAAAUUUAGAUAUGAGUGAUGUACAAUAUCCUAACUUUGAUAGCAAGACUGGGAAAAUAAAGGAAGCGUUAUUUAAUAUUAAGCUCAUAUGUGAAUCAUACAGGAGCCUUAGCAACUUGAUAUCAAGUGUACAGAUCAAACCUAAAGUUGUUGAUAUUUUGGCAGAAACAAAUAAAUUGGAAAGACUAUUCUUCAAUUUUUUUGGGAAGGAUUUCUUUAAGGAUUAUAUCUGUCAACCAGCUAAGCCUUCCGUCAACUUACAAUCACCGAUAGACAAUAGCAUUUCUAGCGCAGAACACGAAGAAGCUUUCUUGAAGGUUAUUAUGUAUAUUGCUUUUGUGCAAUUAAGAACCAACUUAUCUUGCAUGUACUAUAAAAUUGCCAUUUUUUAUGAAAAUGAACAUACAAAAUCAAAUAAUUCAUCAAUAGGUGCGGGGUUUGAAUUAUUUAAGAUUUACAUCAAGAGUGUUGUUCAGCUAAACUAUAUUAUGUCUUACGUUGUUGAUAAUUCUGUGGAUGUUUUCGGACGUAAUUUUGAUUAUAUUUUGACGGCCAAUAAUGAGAAGUAUAUGAUAAAAACUCACGCAUUUUUAACGUCCUUUUUUAUAAGAUUAAUGCACCAUAAGAAGGUUUUGGCAAUUAGACUUAAAAAUGAGAAAGAGGGAUACAAUAUGAAUACUAGCUUAAAGUUAGAAGUAACUGGUACAUUGUUCAAAAUGGUUCUUGUUGAGGCUGAACUAUAUGUUGGAAAUUUCAGAAAGCUAAGCAAAAAUUACAUUAAUUCUUACAGGCUUUAUGUCAUGACAUAUUUUGUGUUGAAACAAUGCAUGGAAGAUCCCGAUGUAUUCUUCGAAAGAUCCAUGAAACACGCUCAAUUUUAUCAUGAUGGCACUAAUAUGAUAGAAUUCUUUUCAACUGCAGAGUUACAACAUUUGGUCAAGUUAUGCGAAGAAUUCAAAAUCGCGAAAGAUGAACAAGAGAAAAUUCAUAAACGCAAGGAAGCCGUUAGUCCUGAUUCUGUUAGAACUUAUCCAACUCCUAUGAAUUACAUGAAUCAGAUGAAGAGCCUUGAUUCUGAGUAUAGCGAUUUUACGCAAAGUAGUCAAAACCCCUCGUCUACCGUUCAAUCAUCUCCAGUUGACGCUAGCAGCUCAUCAAUAGGUGCGAUGAAUGCAAUUCCGGGUUUUGAUAAUCCUAAUAUGCAAAAUGAAGAUCUCUUGAAAUUAUUUGAAAUUUAUGCAGAUACAGAUCAAACCCAGUGGUAA
This is a messenger RNA of Debaryomyces tyrocola, 3429 nucleotides long. NCBI's taxonomy places the organism in Eukaryota, Fungi, Ascomycota, Pichiomycetes, Serinales, Debaryomycetaceae. The record is from the annotation of a GenBank genome assembly.